GAUGGGGUUUCUUUAUUCCGGAUAUUUCUGGCAUUGGAGACUGUUUGCUAGUGGGGAGACUCCAGCUCCGGCAGACAGUUGGGGAGCCGCAAAGUAAAAUGGACAGUGACAGACGUUCCAGCCUCCUCUCUGCCGCCCAGAGAUCCCAGGGCUGCUUUCAGGCCAACUCCAGUUUUCCAGCUGGAGUCUCUGAGCGCGCCGGACUGCUCGAGCCCUGGAAGCUCCUAAAAUCUGCUCCUUCGAGAUACCUUCGCCAGAGAAGUGAGAACUUCCCGCGUGAGUCCCUGCAUCCCUCCCCCUAAAACUUCCCCGGAGAGGGUGGAAGACCCCAAGAGGAGGGGCCAGGGGGAUCCUCCUGCAGCUUUUUCUUUCCUCCCCCUCCCCUCGCCAGGCGCGCAGGCAUGGAUGUGCUCAGCCCUGGCCAGGGAAACAACACUACAGCGUCCCAGGGUCCCCUUGGGACAGGUGGCAACGCUACUGGAAUCUCCGACGUGACCUUCAGCUACCAGGUAAUCACCUCUCUGCUGCUGGGGACGCUGAUCUUCUGCGCAGUACUGGGCAAUGCGUGCGUGGUGGCGGCCAUAGCCCUGGAGCGCUCCCUGCAGAACGUGGCCAACUAUCUCAUCGGCUCGUUGGCGGUCACUGACCUCAUGGUGUCAGUGCUGGUGCUGCCCAUGGCCGCGCUGUACCAGGUGCUCAACAAGUGGACUCUGGGCCAAGUCACCUGCGACCUGUUUAUCGCCCUCGACGUGCUGUGCUGCACCUCGUCCAUCCUGCACCUGUGCGCCAUCGCGCUGGACAGGUACUGGGCCAUCACCGACCCCAUCGACUACGUGAACAAGAGGACGCCCCGGCGCGCCGCUGCGCUCAUCUCGCUCACUUGGCUCAUUGGCUUUCUCAUCUCCAUCCCGCCCAUGCUGGGCUGGCGCACCCCGGAAGACCGCUCCGACCCCGACGCGUGCACCAUCAGCAAGGACCACGGCUACACUAUCUACUCCACUUUCGGAGCUUUCUAUAUCCCGCUGCUACUCAUGCUGGUUCUCUACGGGCGCAUAUUCCGAGCUGCGCGCUUCCGCAUCCGCAAGACUGUCAAAAAGGUGGAGAAGAGCAGAGCCGACAACCGCCUGGGAGCAUCGCAGACCCCGCAGCCCACCAAGAGCGCGAAUGGAGAGCCCGGCACCAGGGACUGGAGGCGGGGCGUGGAGAACAAGGCGGGGGGUGCUCAGUGCGCCAAUGGUGCAGUAAGGCAAGGCGACGAUGGCGCCGCCCUGGAGGUGAUCGAGGUGCACCGGGUGGGCAACUCCAAAGAGCACCUGCCGCUGCCCAGCGAGGCGGGGGCUGCCCCGUGUGCGCCCUCCUCCUUCGAGAGGAAGAAUGAGCGCAACGCUGAGGCGAAGCGCAAGAUGGCUCUGGCUCGCGAGAGAAAGACAGUGAAGACGCUGGGCAUCAUCAUGGGGACCUUCAUCCUCUGCUGGCUGCCCUUCUUCAUCGUGGCCCUGGUCCUGCCCUUCUGCGAAAGCAGCUGCCACAUGCCCACCCUGUUGGGCGCCAUAAUCAACUGGCUGGGCUACUCCAACUCUCUGCUCAACCCUGUCAUUUAUGCCUACUUCAACAAGGACUUUCAAAACGCCUUUAAAAAGAUUAUUAAGUGUAAGUUCUGCCGCCGAUGAUGAUGGAGCCCGCGAGCAGGGGCUGCAGGACUUGCCUGCGCCCCAUUCACUCUGCCUCCCUCAGCCCUCUGGAUCAACACCUAAGAUA
Molecule: messenger RNA, 1758 nt
Organism: Otolemur garnettii (small-eared galago)
Lineage: Eukaryota; Metazoa; Chordata; Mammalia; Primates; Galagidae
Gene: HTR1A
Product: 5-hydroxytryptamine receptor 1A
Exons: 1
Coding region: 402-1670 (422 amino acids)
Biological process (GO): adenylate cyclase-activating adrenergic receptor signaling pathway; regulation of vasoconstriction; regulation of behavior
Cellular component (GO): plasma membrane
Molecular function (GO): G protein-coupled serotonin receptor activity
Source: RefSeq, a predicted model, not a curated record